AUGAGGUCGAGCAAGGCUCAAAAGCACCACUGCGACGUCUGCGGCAAGAUGGGAGACCUCAAGGUCUGCAUCAGGAAAGGCCACAUGACCUCCUGCGAGAAGCACCCGGACGCCGUGCACUCGACGUACCAGCAGUGCGUCAAGUGCACGGCCGAGCGGAAAAGAGCGGAGCGGGAAAGACGGGAGAGCAGCUCGGCGGCGACAGAUGCCGUCGACUCCGGCACGAGGAAGUCCAAGAAGAAGAAGGAGAACAAGCAGGCGGGAGAGCCUGACUGCCCGAAGGACAAGAAGGGCAAAAGAUCAAGUGAUCGCGCGCGCCGUCGCAGCAGCAACUGA
Molecule: messenger RNA, 336 nt
Organism: Gaeumannomyces tritici R3-111a-1
Lineage: Eukaryota; Fungi; Ascomycota; Sordariomycetes; Magnaporthales; Magnaporthaceae
Exons: 2
Coding region: 1-336 (111 amino acids)
Source: RefSeq, a predicted model, not a curated record